AUGGUCUUGUAUGGUUUUGUGGUGCAUGUGGUGUCUAACUACUGGUGUUUUUUCUACUCUUCUUCUUUUUGGUUGAAUGGGAAGGCAAUGUAUUUUAAGGAUCGGAGAAGGACUCGUGCACCCGUUGGCCUGCUGCGGCGUGCCCUCGCGCUCUUCGUACUAAUAGCGUGUGUAGCCGUUAUCUAUGUUUUUUUCAUGACUGUUACUCUGCAUGAUCAGUGGACUGCGGAUGGGCAUUUUGGGGUGUCAUUUGAGAGAGUGGAUGAUAACACAAUGGAUGAGACCCUCCGCUACAUUCCACGCAGUGUUGUGGACACGUGGGCCCAGCGUGAGUACCUUGUGGUGUUUGGCAUCCCGUCGGUAGACAUUGAGG
Trypanosoma theileri is the source of this 373-nucleotide messenger RNA. RefSeq lists its product as uncharacterized. The record is from RefSeq and is a predicted model, not a curated record. NCBI's taxonomy places the organism in Eukaryota, Euglenozoa, Kinetoplastea, Trypanosomatida, Trypanosomatidae. The annotation marks the transcript as partial. The transcript has a single exon.